AUGACCACGCCGGUUAAGGUAUUGUGGGUUUUACUAGUGUGGAUGGUAUGUGUAUAUAAAAGAGCACAUUGCUUCUAUUUCACCGUCGAAAAUGAACCUCUGUCCGAAAAUUCAAAUAUUCAAAAGUGUUAUCUAGAGCAUUAUGUAAACUUUAAAGGUCAAAUAGUCCAAGUGUGUCUUGACCAGAUAACAUCUUCGUCAGUUACAAGAUACAAUAUUUUUAUUAAUGCAUUUAAUGAGAAAAGAAAAUGGGAAAGAAAAUUAAAAAUUAUAGAUAACCAUACAAGGAAAAUGACUAGAUAUUUCUAUAGUUUUAUAAGCAAUGAUGAACUAAUAGUAAUAUACUGUUUUAAUAAAAAUCUUACUCAACCUCCUUAUGAAUGUCAUCGUAUUACAACUAAUGAUAUGCAAACAAUUAAAAAUAAGGAAAAAAUUAAUCUCGACUUUAAAGUAUUCGAAACAUCAUCCUUAACUGACUACUCCUCAGAUAAUUUACAAAUUGAUGAUCAUAAUUAUAUUCUUAUUUGUGGUGUUAAUAAUAAGAGGAAUUCCCAUGGAAAGAACACAAAAAUGUUUGUGCUCUGUCAGGCCAGUAGUGACAAUGGAGUCAGCUGGAGGCUAUUCAACUUCCAGUACACCAACGUGAGCAGCAGCUGGAGCUACCAGCGGAUAGUGCCAAAAAUUAGCGGAAAUGAAAUAGGAUUCAAAUACUUUUCCCCUAACAUAUCGUUAUCCAAGUAUAUAAAAUGUAGAUACAAAAAAGAGAAUGAUUUUGAGUGUACAGAUGUAGACCUAGUGCGAUCAAAUAGUUAUAUGUGGGAUAUUGUAAAAGUGAAAGGGUACUAUGUAUCCAUCUUAUCAAAUAGUAAGAAGCCACCAUGUUAUUUAUAUUACAUGUACAACAAUACUUAUUUAAUACCAUUGGAAGCACCCAAGAGUAUUGGAAAUACAUAUAACAGAGGAAAUCUUUUUCAGUUAGAUAAUUCUAGGGUAGUGUAUAAUUAUAUGAAUGAAAAUGGUUCAUACACUUAUUUAUUAAAACACAAUGGAACAAAUAAGUUUUGUACAUUAUUAUAUAUAAAGAGAGAAUAUAUGAAUCCAGGGUUUGUGAAAAAUGGAAAUAAUACAUACAACUGCAAAAUUAUGUAUGAUGAUUUACCAGUUCAAGGGGAUGAGAGAUACUUAACCAUAGGUGCUUAUAGUAGAAUAAGAAGCGAUGUAAGGAAAUGCUUUUUAUUUAGAUAUGAUGAUUCAUUAGAACCUGUUAGUAUAGUACAUAAAAUAUUACUAACACGAGAAUAUAAAUAUAUUAAAUUAUAUAGCUUUUAUAUAAAAAAAGAUAUCGAAAAUUAUUUUAUGAAAGAUAUAACAUUAGAAUGUUAUUUAGGAGAAGGUUUUUACUUGACCUUGUACAUAAAUUUUAAAAAUAAUUAUAUAUUAGAUAACACAGAUAAUAAUAAUAAAAAUGAUACAAUCAAUUUGUAUAAUAAUAAUUUGAUUUAUUAUAAAUUACCACCUAAUACAAAAUAUGAAGAUAUUAUGACGAAUACUAAUUUUCCGGAUAACACAAAGUACAUCAAGGUAAAUGAUAACAAUUAUAUCUUUAAACUACCUCCAUAUAUUAAAAACAAAAUAAAAACUCAAUUAUUUUUUAUAAAUACGACAUCCAAUAAAAUACAAAACAAAAAUAUUAUAAUACAUGAAGGAGGGAAACAAACAAAUGUAAUCGGUGUAGACUUUUCAAAUCGACAAAAAAUUUGCUCUUAUGGAAAUAAUACUCAAGAUAAUUGUGAUAAAAUAAAAAUUAAUGAAAAUAAAAUAUUUGUAAAUGUUAAUACAAAUACUAAUUCAGAAAUUAUACUAGGACUUAUAUGUCCUGUUCAUAAAAAAAAUAAAAAUACUUGUUUUAAUGAAAUCUAUGAAAAUAAAAAAAAAAAAUUUAUACGCGAUUUUUUUAAAGACUACCAAGGAUUACUAACUGUGUAUCCUAAAACGUAUUUAUACAAACCUGGAAUAAUUGAUACUUAUGAGGAGUCAACUUUAAUUAUGACCUCCCAAUUCUUAGAAAACUAUAAAUCAAAAAAGGAUGCAUAUAAUAAUAGCUUCUUGUGCAAGUGUUAUGCGAACAGCACAAAUUAUGAAAUUACGUUCAACCUGGAGUAG
Plasmodium malariae is the source of this 2163-nucleotide messenger RNA. RefSeq names its product 6-cysteine protein, putative (gene PSOP12). The record is from RefSeq and is a predicted model, not a curated record. NCBI's taxonomy places the organism in Eukaryota, Apicomplexa, Aconoidasida, Haemosporida, Plasmodiidae. Bases 1 to 2163 code for a protein of 720 amino acids. The transcript has 2 exons.